UGUUGCUCAACUCAGCUUCCAGAGAAGUUACAACAAGUCUUCACUUCACAGGAAGUCCUCGCCCAGGACGCCACGUGACUUCACCUUCUAUCUGGACCUUACCUGGCUGUCAUGUGACCUCAGGUGGACUUCAUCCUCACCCUCACCUUCAUCCUCACCUCCGCCGACCGCCCGUCAUGGGUGUUGUUGUCCACCUGAUGAUGCUCUUCUGCUUCUACUGGACCUCUGCACUUGGUGCUCACGACAACUGCACCGACUACCAGCUGCAGUUCGAGAAGGUCUUCACGGUGCCGGGGGACGCCGCCAUGAUCAACUGCACCCUGGUAGCCCCCGACGUCUUCGACUUCGCCGCCGUGCCGUACGAGGUCAGCUGGCGCCGCCUGGAGACGGGCGAGGAGCUGGGCAACGUCAGCGCUGGUGUUGUGGUGCUGGGAGAAACCUUGUGGCUGCUCAACGUCACGCUGGAGGACAGCGGACAGUACCAGUGUGUGGUCAGAAGCGGCUCAGGUUGCUACAAACUGUCGACGGAGCUGCUGGUGGAGCGUCAGGGGGACGGCGAGUGCUGGAGGCCCCGCAAAGCCCCCCAGGUCCUGACGGUCGGCGUGACCGACACUCUGUCCUGUCCGCUCAAGGACGUCAUGAAAAAACUGGACGGCUACGGCGUCCCCUACUCCGUCAGCUGGCGCAAAGGCUGCGAGCUGGUGGAGGACGGCGAGGCGGGACACGUCUACCGCAGCAAGGCCAGGCUGAAGAUCCUGGACGUGGACCCCCAAAACAAUGACUUCUACACCUGCACGCUGACCUUUGACCUGGGCGGGGCGACAGUGUCUGUGUCUGAGACCAUCGAGGCCUGGGUCCAAGAGGAUUACUGCUUCCUGCCUCAAGUCCUGAAACCUGCCAAUGAAAUCUUCAAGGCACCGAUAGGUUCCAGGUUGACGCGUGCGUGUCAGGUGUUUGUUCCGUGCAUUGGGAAAGUCCCGCAAGAUCCGAUGGUGGACAUUUUCUGGCUGGCCGACGACGAUUUUGUCUUCAACACCGACGCUUCUGACCCCGUCUUCACCUCGCCAGUACGCGUGUGGACUGAAGGCGAUCCCAGUAAAGGAGUCUGGAUGGAGCGACUGCUGACCAUUGCGCACCUGAAGGAGGAGGACUUCUUCAUCAAUUACACCUGUAUAGCGCAAAGUGGGCGGGGCAUACCUCAGGGACACUUUGCUCUGCGGCCGCAAGAGCCGCCCGUCAUCGCCCACAUCGGCGGCGCUCUCAGUGGCGUCACGCUAGUCUUCGUCGCCGCUGUCGCCGUCUACUUCCUCUUCAAGGUGGACAUUGUGCUCUGCUUCCGGAUGUCCUUUCCUGUCCUGUACGCAAAUGAGGAUUGCGACGGGAAGCUGUUCGAUGCCUACGUCACGUACCCGCUGAACUGCGAGGUGGGCUUCGGCGACCAGGUGUGCGCCUUUGCCCUCCACGUCCUGCCUCAGGUGCUGGAAAAAGCCUGCGGUUACAAACUCUUCAUAGCCGGACGCGACUGCCGGCCCGGGCAAGCCAUGGUGGACUCAGUGCAAGACAACAUGCUGGCCAGCCGGCGCUUUCUGCUGCUCUACAGCGCCUCCUCCUUCACGUGCAGCAGCAGCAGCAGCAGCAACAACAACAACAACAACAACAACAACAACAACAACAACAACAACAUUGGCGAGGGCGUCUGCUUGGACGGGCGGCGUCAACACGAGUGUGUGACGGCCAUGCACAGAGCACUGCUGGAGGACACGCUCAAGGUGAUUCUGGUCGAGCUGGAAGAGAUGAGCCCGGCCCAGCUGGCUCUCUUCCCGGAGUCUUUGCGUCAUCUGAGAAGGAAGCAGGGUGCAGUGUGCUGGUGGAAGUACCAGAGGACCAGGAGGAAGUUCACCCCCAGGACGUGUGCGACCACACAGGACAAAGUGGACACAUCGCCCUCGCUGUCUCCUUCCUCCAGGUUUUGGAAGGAGAUGCGCUACCACAUGCCAGUGAGGAGCACCAGGGGCGGCGCCCCCGAGAGGACCGCCCUUCUGAAGGUGUGACGUAUAUCGCUGGUCUCGUCACCUUAUGGUGGAAGGGUGACGCGGGUGAGUGCAAUGGAUCAAAGGUAAUGCCGGCGAGGUCCGUUGAACUAAGGCUUACUUUCAUUGACAAGCGAACCCCACAACCUCAAGUGUUGCA
This is a messenger RNA of Nerophis lumbriciformis (worm pipefish), 2190 nucleotides long. RefSeq names its product interleukin-1 receptor type 1-like. Lineage: Eukaryota; Metazoa; Chordata; Actinopteri; Syngnathiformes; Syngnathidae. Gene Ontology annotation, molecular function: interleukin-1 receptor activity. The record is from RefSeq and is a predicted model, not a curated record. Gene Ontology annotation, biological process: signal transduction.